Lepisosteus oculatus (spotted gar) is the source of this 2679-nucleotide messenger RNA. The record is from RefSeq and is a predicted model, not a curated record. NCBI's taxonomy places the organism in Eukaryota, Metazoa, Chordata, Actinopteri, Semionotiformes, Lepisosteidae.
AUGAUUCUGGGGGCGGGCAUGGCAGCUGUGGACGAGAAGAGUCACUGUACAGACACUCAGUCCAGCUCCUCUGUAUCUUCUUGUCAAAACUGCACGCUCCGAUUACGAGAGCUGCAUUGUCUAAGUCAGCGAGUGUUCCCUCGCAGGGACGCCAAGGUGCGGAAGUCUGUGGAGCGGAUCUUCUCCAUCUGGGAGGAGCGGAACGUGUAUCCCGAGGAGCUGAUCACGGAGCUGAAGACCAGUCUGGUCAAGAAGGAGCCUGCUGUUUCAGCUCCAGUGAACCCCAAGUCGGCCCUGAAAUCGAAGAUAGUGGCAGAGUUUGCGCCCCAGGCAUUCAUCGAGCAGCUGUCGGCCUACCAGCGCUCGGUGGAGGAGGUGGAGCUGAAGGAGAAGCAGCUGUCGGCGCUCAGGGUCGACGUCUGCAGCACUGAAACGCUGAAGCGCCUCAAAGACAAGGCCGGUGGGAAGAAGUUCUCCAAGGACUUCGAGGACGGCAACGCGAAGCUGGAGGAGUUCGUCUCCUUCCUGGAGACCCAGGUGUGUAGCGGCCCCAAGCUGAUCGACGCGCUGGAGAACGCCGACGUCUUCUACGAGAUGCAGUACAAGGAGGUCAAGAUCGUCGCCAAUGCCUACAAGACGUUUGCGAACCGCGUGAACAACCUGAAGAGGAAGCUGGACGUGCUGAAGGCGUCGCUGCCCGACCCCGAGGACUCGCCCAUCCCCUCGCCCAGCGAGGACGCGCCCUCCCCCACGGGCUCGGAGUCCCCCUUCCACGGCAUGGGGCGCGCCGAGGGGGACCCCGACAUCGACGGGCAGGCCAUGGACGAGCCGGAGGGGGGCGCCAGCCCCCUGUCGUCCGCCAGCCCCCCCACCCACAGCGCGGACAACCGGGACGUGCAGGACAUGGAGCUGUCCGAGGAGGAGGAGACGGAGAGCGCCAACAUCAUCGUGGAGGAGAGGAGGGAGAAGCCCGCUCCUGCGGAGUCCAGUCCAGCCCCGGUCAGCCGGGCCUCUGAGGCACCCGCAGCCAAGCAGGUGACCCCCCCGGUGAGCGCUUCCCCCGCGCGGACCCCCGGCACCCCUGGGACUCCGUCCCACCCGCUCCCCGUCAACCUGGCCAACGUGGAUCUGGGCAAGAUCAGCUCCAUCCUCAGCUCCCUCACCUCCGUGAUGAAGAGCACAGGUGUGAGCCCCGUGUCCAGGCCUUCCCCCGGGACCCCCGGCACGCCCACCCCCCACGGCGCAGUCCUGAAGCCCCCCCCUCCGGCCGCGGGACCCCCUGCCAACCCCCUGGCCAGCAUCCUGUCCCGCGUGGACAUCACGCCCGAGAGCAUCCUGAGCGCCCUGUCCAAGACGCAAGGCCAGACCACCGGGCUGCAGGGCCUGUCGUCUCUGCUGCACAGCGUGGCGGGGAACAGCUCUCACAACGCGGGGGCCGCGGGCGGGGUCCCCAACUCCGGCAAGGAACGGCCGGCCCCCCCCGCCGGCGCCAACCAGGCCCCCCGCGGCCACAGCGGCCCCUCGCAGAGCUCCCCCACCCCCACCCCGGCCCCCGCGGACGCCGCCGCCGCCUCCUCCUCCUCCUCCUCGUCCUCCUCCGGCCCCGCGGGCAAGAGCGCCCCCUCGGCGUCGGCCAAGCACAAGCUGCCGGCCCGGAGCGGCUACAGGAGCGCCAGGGACUCCGAGAGGGAGAGGGAGAGGGCGAAGGAGCGGGAGAGGGAGCCGCCUGUGCCGGCGGCCCCCACCUCCUCUUCCUCCUCCUCCUCCUCCUCUUCUCCCUCCAGCCUGGAGAUGAAGAUCCACAAGUUCCUGCAGGGCAACCCUGGCUUCAGCGCGCUGAACCUCAACAUCCCCAUCCUGGGCGGCGCGGGGGGCGGCACCGGCAGCCCCUCCCUGCCCGUCGCCCAGGGCAACAGCUGCCCGGACUUCGGGCACCUGCGCCUGCCCCCGCCCGCGGACAACGUGGACGGGACCCCGGUGCGGGACGAGAGGGGGGCCACGCCCACGCAGGACGAGAUGAUGGACAAGCCCGCGGGCGUGGAGACCAUGUCCCUCCUGUCCAAGAUCCUGAGCCCCGGGUCGUCGUCCACCCCCGGCAGCAGCACGCGCUCCCCGCUGUCCGCGGCCGCCCCCGGGAAUCCUGGGAGGGCCGGCACCGUCUGCUCCUCGUCGGGCUCUUCCGCGCCCGCCGCCCUGCCCCCCCCCUCCUCCUCCUCCUCCUCCUCCUCCUCCUACAAGGCGUUCGGCCAGGGGGGGCGCGACCUGUCUCCCACCGCGUACCGGGGGGGCGACUCCUGGGAGAAGCCGGACUUUUCCGAAGCCCUGCCCGCGGCAGGAUCGUUCUAUCCCCGCGACGCCUCGGGAUUCGGGGAGGCGGAAGACGAGUACCCCGGCUUUGGGGGCCCCCCCACCUCGGCCCUCUUCAACCUGGACAAGAAGCCGGCCAAGUCCAUCCUGAAGUCCUCAGCGGGCGGAGGCGGGAGGGCGCCGGAGGACCACAGGCGGAAGAGCGGGGUCUCCUCCUCCUCCUCCUCCUCGGCGGCUGUGUCGGCGGCCGCCAGCUCCCCGCACGCCGCCCCCGCCGACUCGCUCACCGCAGCGCCCCACAAGCCCAGGGAGCGGACGAAGGAGGGGUACCCCUUCGGCGAAGGGGUACUGGUAGUGGUGCCAGUUGUCUGA